UGUCAGUCUGAUAUUUAUUAGAAAUAGGUGCGGUUACAAAACACCUGAGUUUAUCAUCUUUUGUUUUAUUCAGCCUAUUUUAACUUCUAAAAUUUUAUAUUUUUCAAUAAUACUUUAUAUGACAAAUUACUUAACAAAGGACUGAUUCUGAUAGAUAGUGUUAUUAUUUUCUCCAGCAGAUCGAACAACAGUGUCAUUGGACAAGACCAAUCAUCCGUUUCGUGCAUGUGUAUUCUACAUAAUAGAAGUCCCUAUCAAAUUGUGAUCGGAUGUCAAUACUGGGUUCGAUUUAAAAUACAAAGGUGAUAAAAGUGUAGUGAAUUGUGUAAUUUCGACAACCGACAAAAACAUCGAUUUGGUCGUUGUCGUUGCACCUGUCUCUAUUCACCGGAAGAACAAAUGUUAUUUUAAGAUCAUUUUAUCCCCCUUGUGGGUAACUAAAUAUGGUUGACUACUACAGAACAUUGGGUGUUUCAAAGACUGCUUCUGAAGCGGAGAUCAAAAAGGCUUAUAGAAAACUAGCUCUUAAAUGGCACCCGGAUAAAAAUCCAGACAAUGCUGAUGAGGCUAACAGAAGAUUUAAGGAAAUAUCUGAGGCAUAUGAAGUUUUAUCUGAUGAGAACAAGAGGAAAGUGUAUGAUGCACGGGGUUCCAGUCAUCACAGUCACAGAUAUCAAAGCAAGAAUGGAGUUAAUGGCCACCGACACUUUAGCUUCAAGGGGUUUUUCGGAGAUACACCUUUUCACCGAUUUUUUGAAAGAAAACGUCGUGUGUAUGAUCAGUACGGCAAGGAGGGGCUGAACAACGGGCGCGGCAGGCGCUCCGCCCCCGACGAGGAUUACGAGUUCGGAUAUCACAGCUUCCCCUUCACAUUCCGAGAUCCCGAGGAGGUGUUCCGAGAAUUUUUCGGAGGCUCUCCGUUUGGUGAUUUGUUCGCUGAUCUGAACGGUCACGGCUACCAUCACCGGCACGGGCGGCGGAGUCACCCGAGCACGUCGCUGACGUCAUCGCUGUUCAGUCCGUUCGGUCUGGGGCUGCAGGGGCUGGACGACGCGUUUGCUCACGCCGCCUUCAACGGCAACGCCUUCACCUCCUUCUCCACCUUCAACAGCUCGCUGGCCGGCCCCGGCAGCGCCAACAUGAAGAGCACCACCACCACCACGCGCAUCGUCAACGGAAAGAAGAUCACCACCAAGAAGAUUACUGAAAAUGGAAGGGAGACUGUGAUGUCUUAUGAGAACGGGGUCCUGAAAUCAAAGACUGUAAACGGCGUACCUCAGUCCCUGACGUACAGUUAAGCUGUCGGCGACGAUCACAACCAAACUCGAUCCAAAUGACAACCUGUACUCAUAUCUACUGCGCGAGUUACAUGUUCCAUUUAUCAUUUAGUUUUGCUUAAUUUAAUGUUAUAGGUUCUCUGACAUUGUAAAUUAAUUGCUGUAAUGUUAGAUAUCGAAACGGUCAAAAUAUUAAUUCUAGUUCUACCUAGGCUAAUGUCGCUUUUUACUUUAACUUUGACAUAAUUUACUUUUUAUAUUACUGCAAAAAAUACUGAAUAAAAUUUUAAGUAGUUUCAUUUCGAUACUUUAAAAUGUUUGUGUUACGUUGUAUGGCACACCGAUUUUGAUCUCAGUCUCACGAACGGAUCCUUGCUUCUUAUCUUAUCAUGCGAUAAAUUUAGUUUUAGCGAUCGUUUGCAAUGUUUUGUGCUAGUCGCAGUCGCAGCAGUCGCAGUUGCGGCCGCAGUCGCAGUCGCAGUCGCAGACGCAGUGGUAGUAGCGGGCGCCAGUGGGACUGAUUGUGGCGUCGAGCGCGCGAUAGCUUGUAGACUUAUUGGGAGCUCACGUAAUUUUAUAAGUACCUAAUGUGUGACGUCAUAGAUUAAAUAGUCUCUAAUUAAAAUUUAGCCAAGCCUUUUGUUUUUUAUCGUCGUGAAGAAAUUACUUUGCUUUUAAUGUCUUGAUCAUUCUACUUGCAGUUUAAAUAAAUCGUCUGUAAGAUAGUGAAGUAGGUCAUCCAUAUUAAUAUUGCGUAGAAAUUUCAUGUACUCUGAAGACAUAUCUGAUAAAAUAAUUUGCUUGACUCAGGCGUUGAAAAUCCUUUUUUAUUUUAAAGUAAAUUGUGUGUAGAAUGGUUAGGGUUUAAAAUAUGUGAUUUUUUAAAAAAAAAUGUAAUUGGUAGGCCAAAUAUUUCACGGAUUUACAAUAGAGUGUGACAUCAGUUGCUCAUAACAUGAUAAUAUUGACGAGGUUUACUUUCGCGUCACGAAAUUUUAGCUUAUAGAAAUACAAUAUUCAUUUUGUAAAGGUGGAUAAUUGUGUUGCUAUGUUAAUUAAUAUAUGUUAGUAUGUUUAACAAGUUGCUACGCUACGCUAAUUGAGUACUUAAUGAUUACUAUACCUUGCAGUAACAAAAUGAGGUAUGUACACAUUCGAAUUCAGGGAUGGUGAUCAUUUUACAUUACAGGUAUGUCGUAUUUUGUAUGCCAUACAUUCAUUUAAAUUUUUUUUCUAUAUUUUCUACAAUUAUUAAAUACUUGUUUUAAUAACAAAUGUUUGAAAUUUAUCACCAUUUCUGAUGAUGUUUUGAAAUUACUUUUAUCAUUUUUCGAUUGUAGUUAGAUUGUUCAGUUUCCAAUGCCUUUAUUUACCAUUGCUUUGGACUUUUUCUUGUUAAUGUCAAAACUCCGUCAGAUCGAAUGUGAAUAAUGUCUAAAUACCACUUUGCCCUUACGAAAUUGAUUUAAUGUAAUAAGCACUGCAACAGAUAUAAAUAAAGAAAAAUAAUUUCA
This is a messenger RNA of Papilio polytes (common Mormon), 2791 nucleotides long. It is a transcript of the gene mrj, whose product is annotated as dnaJ homolog subfamily B member 6. The transcript has 7 exons. The record is from RefSeq and is a predicted model, not a curated record. Lineage: Eukaryota; Metazoa; Arthropoda; Insecta; Lepidoptera; Papilionidae. The coding region runs from base 444 to 1298 and encodes 284 amino acids. Gene Ontology annotation, molecular function: Hsp70 protein binding.